CUCGUGCUCGUGCACGCGCUCCCUGCUCCUGUGUGACUCAGUGGUGUUUAUUCGGAUAGCCGAGCUAACCUACAGCUACACCGGCUUAUUUGACUGCGGGAAACAGCAUUGCUUAGGCAACAUGUCCAAACUGGAGCAAGUAUUAAUUCUCGACCCGCCGACUGAUCUAAAAUUCAAAGGGCCGUUCACAGAUGUUGUGACCACCAACCUCAAGCUCCAAAACCCGUCCGACAGAAAAAUAUGCUUCAAAGUGAAGACAACUGCACCACGUCGCUACUGUGUGCGGCCCAACAGUGGCUCCAUCGAUCCUGGUUCCUCAGUCAUUAUCUCUGUAAUGUUGCAGCCUUUUGACUAUGACCCAAAUGAAAAAAGUAAACACAAGUUCAUGGUGCAGACCAUUUAUGCGCCAUCCAACAUAACUGACUUGGAAGCAGUGUGGAAGGAUGCAAAGCCAGAGGACCUCAUGGACUCUAAGCUCCGAUGUGUUUUUGAACUGCCCUCAGAAAAUGACAAAAUGUCAGGUGCGUGUGGCUCUGUAGCUGGACUCAAACCCCCCAGGUUGCAGAGCUGUGUGGGCAGCCACGCCGCCCCCACUGCUGGAGAGUACUGCACACCUGCAGGCAGACGAAACCUCACUGAUCAGCAGGAAGUGUUUGACUUUCCCAAUGUCAGGCCAGGCCAAAGAUCAGGGUGGGACAGACAGAGUCAGAACGAUGCAGACCCGACUAAAGCUGCCCCCGUCCUUAACGCCUCUAAGGCAGACAGCACAUCGGCAGCGAAGCCUGGCAGCAUGGCUCUGGAUGACACCGAGAUGAGAAAGGUAAUGGAGGAGUGCAAGAGGCUGCAGUCCGAAGUGAGCAAACUGGGAGAUGAGAACCGACAACUUAAGGAUGAAGGUCUGCGAAUGAGGAAGGCCCAGCGCUCAGAAAAUGUGGUCUCAAACACAGCAGGCAUGGUGAGGAAGGAAACCAGUUCCAAAUCGCUCCCCUCACUGCUUGUGGUUAUUGCAGCUAUCUUCAUUGGAUUCUUCCUGGGGAAGUUUGUGUUGUAGGAUAAAUGCGUGUGUUCUGCCCAGCUCCUUCCAGUGUCUUCUGGGCCUGAGGGGCGAAGCACGUGUUCUUGUUGUUCAGCGUCGCAUCAGUGCUAGUCUGGCCUAAGGCGGCGGGGAAAAAUGCGUCUGUGUACAGAAUCAUUCAAACAGGCCUUGCCUUUUUGCAAUUUCACAUGGUUAGUACACAUACACACUCAGAAAAGAGAAAAACAAAAUCUGGUUUUUUUUUGUUUUUUUUCCUCCCCCAUUUUUGUUGGGCUUUUUUUUUUUUUGUGGUGAGGGGUAUUUCUUUUUCCUUGCAAGAGUGGGACAAGUUUAACUGUACACUUACUAAUACAUCAAUUGCAGUCAAAUUGCUGGCACUGUGUAGAGACCUUUACGAUAAAGGAAAAAAAAUCUAUGAUGAAUAAAUAAAAUUAAUUGUCCUAGCUUUCUUUACGUGGUUUAAUAAGUGUUGGAAUGUUUUAAGUGUCUUGUACAUGUCAUUCUAAUCCUUUAUGAAAAUUUAAAACUCAAAAGGAAAAAAAAUGAUGCUGUGUGUUGCUGGUUGGCCUCUUCACAGUGAAACUGAGCUUCAGAUUUACAAUCAUUUUAUUUUCUUGAAUGUGAAGAAUUCAGCUGAGACACUGUGCCUCCUUCCAUGUACAUUAUUUUCUCUCCGUCACCUGACACACACACAUCUUACUCUUACAUUAAGUCUUAGCAUUUACUUUAUGCAAAUUAUAUACUCAUUUGUGAGGCAACUGUUAACUGAAAUAUGACCACUCUGACUGUAUAUGGUAUUUAACAUUGAGCCACUGGGAAAAAGAGAAAUUAAAAUUAAAUAAAAAUAUCUAAUAAACA
This is a messenger RNA of Neoarius graeffei (lesser salmon catfish), 1894 nucleotides long. RefSeq names its product VAMP (vesicle-associated membrane protein)-associated protein A (gene vapa). Gene Ontology annotation, biological process: neuron projection development. The coding region runs from base 122 to 1051 and encodes 309 amino acids. Gene Ontology annotation, cellular component: endoplasmic reticulum membrane; plasma membrane. The transcript is spliced from 7 exons. The record is from RefSeq and is a predicted model, not a curated record. Lineage: Eukaryota; Metazoa; Chordata; Actinopteri; Siluriformes; Ariidae. Gene Ontology annotation, molecular function: FFAT motif binding.